Messenger RNA from Aspergillus ibericus CBS 121593, 900 nucleotides. Its product is annotated as S-adenosyl-L-methionine-dependent methyltransferase. NCBI's taxonomy places the organism in Eukaryota, Fungi, Ascomycota, Eurotiomycetes, Eurotiales, Aspergillaceae. Bases 1 to 900 code for a protein of 299 amino acids. The record is from RefSeq and is a predicted model, not a curated record. Gene Ontology annotation, molecular function: trans-aconitate 2-methyltransferase activity. The transcript is spliced from 2 exons.
AUGUUCCAUCCAUCUCUAGCACUACACCCACCUAUGCUCCACCAUCCCCGCUUCCCAUCCCUCAUCACCCGCCUCACCACCACCACCACAACCAAAAAAAUGACCACCUGGUCCCCAACCCAAUACCUCAAAUUCGCCUCGGAGCGAAACACCCCCGCCCAAGACCUCCUCAACCACAUCCCCUCCCAUUCCCCCACCACAAUCAUCGACCUAGGCUGCGGCCCCGGCAACUCCACCGCCAUCCUCGCAACCCGGUACCCAACGGCCAACAUCACCGGGAUCGAUUCCUCGCCCGACAUGAUCAAACAAGCCAAAACCACCACUCUCAACACAGCUGAGAACAUCACCUUCACCCUCGGCUCCGUGGAAUCCUACACCCCGGACCCCUCCACCCCAGUGGACAUCUACUUCUCCAACGCAGUCCUCCAAUGGCUUCCGCGCGGUGAACGCCUCCAAGUCAUCAAACGACUAGUAUCUACACAACCAUCCGGAGGGAUAUUCGCGUUCCAAAUGCCCGAUACACUCUCCGAGCCAUCGCACGUGCUCAUGCGGGAAGUUGCAGCCUCUGGGCCAUGGAAGGAGAAAUUAAGCGAUGUAGGGAGGGAAGAGGUGGAAAGUCCGGAGGAGAUUUAUGAUGUGUUGGUGGAGGGCGGUGGGGUGGAGGUGAAGGUGUGGAGGACGGUGUAUUAUCAUGCGUUGAGGGGGCAUGGGGAGAUUGUGGAGUGGGUGAGGGGGACGGGGUUGAGGCCGUAUUUGGAUCGGUUGGGGGGGGAUGAGGAGGGGGAGUUUUUGAGGGUUUAUGAGGAGGGUUUAAGGGGGGAGAGGGGGUAUCAGAGGAGGGCAGAUGGGGGGGUGUUGUUGAGGUAUCCGAGGGUUUUUGGGGUCGUGGUGAAGAAGUGA